Messenger RNA from Amaranthus tricolor (Joseph's coat), 1681 nucleotides. Its product is annotated as heavy metal-associated isoprenylated plant protein 9-like. Lineage: Eukaryota; Viridiplantae; Streptophyta; Magnoliopsida; Caryophyllales; Amaranthaceae. Gene Ontology annotation, molecular function: metal ion binding. The coding region runs from base 342 to 1349 and encodes 335 amino acids. The record is from RefSeq and is a predicted model, not a curated record. The transcript has 5 exons.
CCCACCUCACCCUCACCCUCACCCUCACCCUCAUCCCACACACCUAAACUUUCACCAAUUUCCUUCCCAUUCUUUUCUAUAAAUUACCCCCCUCUCCUUCAUUGCUUUUCCCCUUUUCCACAUUCUUAAGUUUCAAAAAUAUUGUCCAAAAGAAUUAAACUCAUAAAAAAAUAAAAAAUAAAAAAUCUCUAGGCAUAUAUAUCUACUUGCAUUGCAUGUGUUUUACAUUUUAAAUCUAUAACUACUCAAUUUGGGUUUCUAUAUCUAUUUCUCCACUUCCCAAUUCACUAUUUUCUUAUUACAAGAUUCAAGAUCCUAACUAAUUCUUGACAUAUAAACCAAUGGGUGAAGAAACUAAGCCAGAAGAGCAAGCUCCAGCUGCAGUACCAGCUCCAGCUGAAACUAAGACUGAGGAAAAACCAGCAGAAGAAAACCCACCACCGCCACCACCACCAGCAGAGGAGAAACCUCCAGCUGAGGAAGAAAAAAAGGAAGAAGAACCACCACAACCACCACCACCUUUUGUUCUUUAUGUGGACUUACAUUGUGUUGGAUGUGCCAAGAAAAUUGAGAGAUCCCUCAUGAAAAUCAGAGGAGUUGAAGGGGUAGUAAUAGACAUGAGUCAAAACCAAGUAACAAUAAAAGGUGUGGUGGAGCCACAAGCAAUCUGCAACAAGAUUAUGAAGAAAACUAAGAGAAAGGCUAAAGUUUUGUCACCUUUACCUACUAAUGAGGGUGAGCCUAUACCAGAAGUAGUCUCUUCACAGGUAAGUGGAAUAACUACUGUGGAGCUUAAUGUAAAUAUGCACUGUGAGGCCUGUGCUGGGCAACUUAAGAAGAAAAUACUCCAAAUGAGAGGAGUACAAACAGCAGAAACAGAGCUAACUAGUGGAAAGGUGACAGUAACAGGUACAAUGGAUGCAAACAAACUAGUUGAGUAUGUGUAUAGACGCACCAAAAAGCAAGCCAAAAUAGUCCCACAACCCGAACCCGAUAAACCCGCUGAAGAGCCCAAACCCACGGAGGCUGAAAAGCCCGGUGACGAGCCCAAACCCGAAGAACCAAAAGAAGAGAACAAUCCAGAACCACCAAAAGAAGGUGGGGGUGAAGAAAACAAACCAACAGAAGGAGAUGAAAACAAACAAGAACCUAAAAAAGAAAAUCAAGGUGAAGAAAUUAUUAAUGAUGUGAUUAAUCCCAUUAAUUAUGAAGAAGAAUCAAUGAAGAGAAUGAUGUAUCAUCCUCAAUUUAAUUACUACAAUUACCAACAACCAAUUUAUAUGAUUGAGAGAAUCCCACCUCCACAGUUAUUUAGUGAUGAAAAUCCUAAUGCAUGUUGCAUUUCAUAACCCAUAAGGCCAUAAUUAUAAUUUAUGACAUAAUUGAUCUUGAUUAUGAAUCAUAAAUUAUUAAAUACAAGCAAUAUAUUAUCAAAAUUUGAACUUAUAAUAAUUAAUGGUUUUUUUGUAAGAUAUUAUUGUAAGUUCAAAAAAUACUCAUAGAGAUUUGCUACCACAUGAUGGUGUGAAGAUAUACAGAGCUUUAUUGGGGUGUUGUCAUAAAGUGUUCAUUUUAAUAAUGCUGAUUAGAAUCAUAUUAUGUAUCUAUGUACUAAUUAAGUACUUUUAUAAUGUAUUCAAUCAUUUGAGUUGAAUUAAUACUAUGAGUCUCAUGUACUUCA